Molecule: messenger RNA, 1039 nt
Organism: Prosopis cineraria
Lineage: Eukaryota; Viridiplantae; Streptophyta; Magnoliopsida; Fabales; Fabaceae
Exons: 6
Coding region: 261-683 (140 amino acids)
Source: RefSeq, a predicted model, not a curated record
UCUCUACAGCUCUCGACUCGGUUGUUUAAUGUUGAAGAAGGAGACUCUCUGCAUCAAAACAAGAUCAAAUGGAAGGGAAGAAGCGCCAAUAGGUCAUCGAGUAAAACGAUUGCCCCGUGCAGAGAAAGAGACUUUCUUCUUCGUUUUAAAUAUUUUCUAUUCCUUUCUUUCAUCCUGGCGGAAUUUCCUGCUCGUCCAAGGGAUUUUGAGUAUUUUUUGAACAGCUGAAGGCUUAAUCCUGCAACCUAUCUUCAGAAUCCAUGGAGAAAGAUGCUAAGGUAGAGGAGACUAUUGAUUAUAGAAAAGGUGUUGAAUUGGCAAAAUCGGUCUCUGAAAAACAUCUUGAUCUUUUGAGGCCAUCUGCUCGAUAUUAUUCAAUAUUUAAAGACCGGGAAAAGGGAAAGUAUGCCCUACUGAAAGAUACAGAGGAUUAUCAACAAGGAAUUUAUGACAGGCCUCUUCCAUUUUAUGGAUGCGGAGUUGGAUGGUUUUCAUUUCUCGUGGGAUUUCUGUGCCCAUUAAUGUGGUACUAUGGGACAAUUCUCUAUUUUCAAAAACACUAUCGGAAGGAUCCAAGGGAACGGGCAGGGCUUGGAGCUUCUGCAAUAGCUGCACUUUUAUGCACAGUAGGAUUGAUGAUUACGGCAGCCAUUUUUGCAUUGAAAUUUGGGUUACGGCCUUGAUAAGUCAAGUACAGCACAAAUGCAUAUUGGUGAAGAUUUGAGAAGCAAUUCUUACAACUGAUUUGCAGCAAAGACUGGGCUUGUAUAUAGCAAUUUGCAAAUUAUAGGAUCAAAAUGGCUUGCAUAUUAUACUUGGAGUGAAACACAAGAUUGUCAUCAUAAAGGUCUACUAAAAUCUUUAUUUGUUAUUAUUUUUUCUAAAACUUUGACAUCUAUCUAUAUAUAAAAGUAGGGUUUUGAGCUGCUCUCCUGUUGUUCCACCUCUUUGGCCCGCAUGGCAACUCAAGAAGUGGCUCUUCCUCAUGCCCUUCAAUGAAUUAUUGAAUUUUAUUAUAUGCGAUCUUGAAUUUAAUAUU